AUCUGCGAAAGUACAAGCACCUAAAGCACAGUUGUGUUUUAGGUGCUUGUACAUUCGCAGGUGCUUUUAAUUUUUUUCUGUAUAUAUAGGGGUAAAAUCGCAGAUGGAAUAGGUCCAUCUGCGAUUUACUCUAACUCUAUCUGCGAAAUCGUGGUUUUUUUUUAAUUUUUUUUUUUUUUAGUUUGACUAUGAAAUGAAUUGGUUUGACUACGAAAUCAUGUUGCUAUAUAAAAAGUUUUGUAGAAAAAAUAUCAUUUUGGUUGUUAUUUGUUUAGGAACUUUCUCUACAAUUUGUUCAAAAAAUGAUUGAAUAUUUGGUUUGUCUUGUAACCGGUGGGAGAUGGCAAGUUAAUGGAACUAAUCUGGAUACAUAUGUCCAUAGAGAGCUAUAGUUGAAGACAUGGAUGUUAGAAUGUUGAUAAACGUAAUCAAAUGUAGUGGAGGAAGGGCUGUGAAAGUGUUUGUGGUGGUUGAUGAAGUUGAGGAGGUUAAUGGGGGUGGUGAAAUUGGAAACCAGCUUGUUGGUAAUUUAUGCAGUUAUAAAGGGAGCAACGAUCCGAUAGAUAUAACCGAGCUACAAAGCAAUUCCGAUAGAGAUGAGUUGGGUGAUGAAGUUAAAGCUAAGUUUCCCGAUAACCUUUUUCACGGUAUGCCCCCUGUACCAGCAUGGCCAGUUGAUAUUAAUGAAGAUAUCCCAACACAGAUGGUAGACAUGAAUCUUCAAAAGAUUCAAUGUGAGAGUAUAUUUAAGAACAAAGAACUUUUAAAGCGGUGUAUUGGUAAAAAAUGUCUUCGAGAAGGUUUCCAGACGAGGACAAGUAGAUCCACCAAAUCAAGGUAUGAAGUUGUGUGUGUUUCGAAAAAUUGUUCUUGGUUACUAAGAGCAAAAGCAAUUAAAAAUUCUGAUGGACUUUUCCAAGUGAAUAAAUUUGUUGAUGUACACACAUGUUCUUCAACAUUGUUGCAACCUAAUCAUCGACAAGCAAACAAAUAUGUUUUGGGUGAAUAUGUUGCUGAUGUUUUGGCUGAAGACUAUAGUAGAGUUUAUCGGGGAAAAGAAAUUGUUAAUGAUAUGAAUGCUCAAUUGAAUAUCAAUAUCUCAUACCAUCAGGCAUGGCGUGCGAAGCAAUAUGCAUUGUUGUCGUUAAGGGGUACGAAAGAGGAUUCUUUUACCAAACUUCCGGCGUAUUGUCACAACUUGGCCAAACAUAAUCCGGGUACUGUCACACAUAUUAAAACAGAUGCUGAUGAUCGCUUUGAGUUUUUGUACAUUGCACUCGGUUGCUCGGUACGCGCUUUUGUCAAUUUUUGUAAGCCGACCCUAGUAGUAGAUGGAGCUCACCUAAAGGGCGAGUUCAAAGGUACCAUGUUACUUGCAGUUACUAAGGACGGACAAAACCAAAUAUUACUGGUUGCAUAUGGUAUAUUCAAAAAUGAGUGUACCGAUUCUUGGACAUGGUUUUUUCAAAAACUACAUGAUUGCAUAGGAAAUAUGCAGGAGCUUACAAUUAUAUCUGAUAUGUCUCCAUCUAUAGCAACAUCCGUUGCCAACAUUUUUCCUCACGCUCAUCAUGGAAUAUGUGGUGUCCAUUUGUAUUUCAACAUAGUAUCUAGAUUCGGCAAGAGUAAGACGGAUAAAGGAAUUUUUUGGGAGGCGUGUAGGGCGUACACAGUUGAUGCUUUUGAUGUUGCCAUGGAUGUUAUGAAAAAGACAAAAGAACCAAUAUGGGAGUACUUAAAAAGUAUAAAUCCAGAAACCUGGUCAAGGGCACAUUUUAAAGGGAACCGAUACAAUCUUAUGUCGUCCAACAGUGCGGAGUCUAUAAAUGCAUUAUCUAGACACACACGUAAGGUGCCAAUACUUAUGUUGAUCGAUUUUUUUUGUGCUACAAUGCAACAAUGGUGGUUUCAAAGACGUAACUUUGCAGCGGAAGCAACAACAAUACUUACCCCUUGGGCGGAUGAAGUUGUAAAAGAAAACAAGAAAACUUUUACCAAAUGGGAUGUUCGCAUGAUCUCAAAUACGAAAUGCGGGGUCAAAAAGGGGGCACAAAAUGUGAUUGUUGAUUUUCAACAUAUGACAUGUACAUGUAGGCAUUGGCAACUUGAUGGGAUACCUUGUGGUCAUGUCAUAAGAUGUUUAACAGUGAACAAUUACCAAGACUGUUCGAGGUUUGCAUUAAAUGCUUACCUUACCGAAACACUGAGGAAAACAUAUGAGGAAUCAAUAAACCCUCUGCCAAAUCCAUCCGAAUGGGAGAUCCCCGAUGAUUUGAUGAUUGUUAAGCCACCUAUAAUGGAUAAACGUCAGCCAGGCAGGCCAAGAAACACAGACCGCAUUCCAUCCCAAGGCGAGGGUCCAAUUAUAAAAGAGUGUUCUACAUGUGGUUAACUAGGACACACGAGAAAUAAUUGUACUAGAAAAGCGUCCGGUAGCAGAGCAGGUCUACUGCAGAAAUGGCAUAUAAUAUUGGUGGUUCAGCGGGUUGCUCACAAACCUAUAACGCUGAUUUUGAUAUAAAACAACCUUGAAAUUAAGAGUAAUGACAAGUUGUUAACUUAUUAUGUAUUGUAAUAUUUUUAUUAACUCUUACAAGACAUUGCUAUGCUUUCA
This is a messenger RNA of Lactuca sativa (garden lettuce), 2614 nucleotides long. RefSeq lists its product as uncharacterized. The record is from RefSeq and is a predicted model, not a curated record. NCBI's taxonomy places the organism in Eukaryota, Viridiplantae, Streptophyta, Magnoliopsida, Asterales, Asteraceae. Gene Ontology annotation, molecular function: zinc ion binding.